AUGACUGGGGUGGUCUACAAAAUUACUUGCCGUGAUUGUGGUGAUGAGUAUAUUGGCGAGACGGCAAGACCACUCAACGUGAGGGCUAAGGAGCACAUGGAUGGUAUGAGACGAUUGAAAGAGUCUACUGCCUUAGGGAGUCACCGAAUGCGAAAGCACAACGGAGGCGGUUUCGAAGUUACCGUGGAGGUCGUAGCACAGGAGUCGGAAUUGUGGGCGCGCAAAACCCUCGAGGCAUUUUGGAUACAAGUCACUGAUCCAAAAAUGAAUCGUAGGGAAGAAUGUCUCGCAAUUACGCGGGAGCUGCGGCCUUAUAUAAGAUUGGCCUUCCCGCAGUGA
Haemonchus placei is the source of this 339-nucleotide messenger RNA. The record is from the annotation of a GenBank genome assembly. NCBI's taxonomy places the organism in Eukaryota, Metazoa, Nematoda, Chromadorea, Rhabditida, Trichostrongylidae.